This is a messenger RNA of Epinephelus lanceolatus (giant grouper), 1011 nucleotides long. Its product is annotated as ladderlectin-like. NCBI's taxonomy places the organism in Eukaryota, Metazoa, Chordata, Actinopteri, Perciformes, Serranidae. The record is from RefSeq and is a predicted model, not a curated record.
GUUUUUGAGAGAUGUUAAGAUAAGUGGCUGUAUAUAACAACUGGUCAUCCUCUCAAUCAGCACCUCCUCACAGGGUCAGCUGAAUCUACAGACACUGCGAAGAGAAGACAAGAAGAAGAUUAGAAAGUGCUGCAGCAGUCACCGUCACCAUGAAGAUGCUGACUGUGUCUGCACUUGUUUGUGCCAUGGUGGUUCUGACCAGAGCUGCUGCUCCUCCAGAGGAAACACCCCAAAGUGGCCAAAAAGAGAGUCACCUGGUCAAGAGGUGGAUCGUGGUAAGAAGAGUCUGUCCCUGGGGCUGGUCUUUGUUAGGUGGUCGCUGUUACCGCUACAUUCCAACACUUAUGACCUGGGCUAGAGCUGAGAGAUACUGUCAGGCCCUGGGUGGAAACCUUGCGUCUGUUCACAACUACCGGCAGUACUAUUGGAUGCAGAGGCUGAUUCUCAGUGCCACUCAUUCGUAUAGACAGGCAUGGAUUGGAGGCUCUGAUGCACAACAGGAGCAUUACUGGCUCUGGAGUGAUGGCACAUCUUUCAACUACCGGAGAUGGUGUAGUGGAGAGCCUAAUAACCAUGGCGGCAAUCAGCAUUGUCUGCAGAUGAAUCAUGCAGCUGGGAGGUGCUGGGAUGACCGUCAGUGCUUCCACCGGUUACCGUCUGUCUGCGCCAGGAAGAGAAGAUGAUUCCAGGUCUGACACAGAGACAUGAAGAACCCAUUAAAAGCACAAACACUUGUGUUGUGUGCAUGCUUUCAUAUACAUCUUUCUUUACACCCUCAGUCUCACAUGUGAGCUGAGUUUGUCUUUGCUAUCGCUGUAACGCUACUGAAGGAAUGAAGUGACAAGUGACAUAAACAGGAGCUGGAUUGUCUCUGAGGCCUUGUGCCUUUAAUGAGAGCAGACUGAAUGUAUUAUGAAAAGAAUGCUUUUAGCACUCCUUCACAUAUAUUCUGCAAAGUAAACUCUUCUUUCUUGUCUUAUGCAAAAUUAAAGGCUCAAGCAUCAAAACAAA